AUGCCCUACUUGCUUGCAAGAGCCAACUCAACUUCAACUGCAGCCGAGGCGGCGGCCACCAGCAAAGCUGCUGCUACUACUACCGCGGCUGCCACAAUUGACGUGACCACUCUACUCUUCGAUAUUAACAUUGCUUUCCUCUGCUUUGCUGGCCUCUUCGUCCUUCUUGCAUUGCCCAGAGCAAUUACACGUUUCAUUCAUUUCUCCGAAUGGUUUGCAGGAUGCUUUUUCCGCUCUGCCAAGGUUUCGGGUGCCGCCCGCUCAAUACGUCCACUUAAGACUGGCUCCCAGUCCGUACGAUCAGGGAUGGAUAGCUCAGAUGCCGAGAAGGACGAAGUUACACGUGUGGAGACUAACUCUGCAUAUUCGCCAUCAACCAACACUACCGCCUUCCCGUCGUCUUCUCCCAAAGUUUCGAAAUCCGCAGACAUGCCGGCGUACAUGCCCGCAUGGUCCUCUAUGUUCCCCACGAUCACAUCUAUCCUCAGUAUGAAGCUGAGACCGGGUUACCCUCUCGGAAAGAUGAUUAUUUUUCUCGCCUAUACGGUGGUCCUGCUCUACGCGGCGCUCAUCGACGUCGACUUGUUCAAGAGUCCGGCUCGGCUUGGAGAAGUGGCGGCCAGUCAGUUCCCGGUCAUCUAUAUCUUGGCGACGAAGAACAAUGUGUUUGGCACGCUUGUUGGUCUCGGGUACGAAAAGCUGAACGUUUUCCAUCGAUGGGCAGGGCGCCUCAUCGUCCUCGCUGUCAACUUGCACGCGUUGGCUUAUUUCGCGAAAUGGUCCGAAGAGACAGGUGGUAUCGCAGCGAACAUGACGACGAGCCACAUCUGGGGUUGUGUCGCUCUGGGCUCAAUGGACGUGAUCUGCCUCUUUUCGCUUCCGAUUGUCCGGCAGAUGUACUACCAGCUCUUCUUCGUAACCCACGUUGUCGCCGCUGUUGUACUUCUCUUCGCGACCGUAUACCACGAGGCAUUCUCGUUGCCAUACGUGAUCAUCGCUGCGUCUCUGUACGGCGCCGACCGCGUUGUGCGCAUGAUCCAGACGCGCAUUGUUACCGCCCAUCUCCGUCCUAUCCCUGAGCUGGGCAUGACACGCAUUGAGAUCCCGUGGGCCAACGCGGGUUGGCGCGCUGGUCAGCAUGUCCGGAUCAGGGUGAUGUCUCUUGGGAUGGGCCCGCUCGGUUGGAUGGAAAGCCACCCCUUUACGAUUGCCAGUGUGAGCCAGGUACGUUGCCCAAGUGGAAACCAGGAUGGCCUUGUGUUGAUGUGCAAGAAGGCUGGAGACUGGACUACCAGGCUGUUUGAGACAGCCCAGCGUUCAGAGUAUGGGGAGAUGGGUGGCGCAGGACGAAGCGUGAAGGUCAUGCUCAACGGUCCUUAUGGCGGUCCAGGGCAUGCCCUCAUGAACAGUUUCUCUGGGGCUCUCCUGGUUACUGGCGGCAGUGGCGUUACGUACGCUCUGUCAACGGUGCAGGAUAUGAUGAAGAGAAGUGCCGAGGGCACGAGUCGCGUGCGCGUCAUUGAUUUCGUCUGGAGUAUAACUGAUCCAUCUUCCCUCUUCCCCAUGCUGCCGCUCUUCAACGGUUUACUCGCUGAGGCUCAGUCCUCAUACACACUCCUCCGUAUCUCGGUUCACUAUACACGGGCAACUCUAUCCGAAGAUGUCUUCAAGCCGUUCGAGCGCCUGCCUCUAGGGCUCACUCUCUCGCCCGGACGUCCACGUCUGGGAAAAGUGCUUGAGGAUUUGGUCGACCGCACACGCGACACUGAGGGAGUGGACGGACAUCUCACGGGCGUCGUCAUGGGUGUGUGUGGCCCGAUGGCUCUCGGAGAGGAGGCUGGGCGCGCAUUAAGACUGCUUGAUAGCGGGAAGAAGAAGGCCGUCGGAGGAGUUGAGCUACAUGAGGAGUACGUAUUUCGUGUUGUCACUUGCCUUUCGCCCACUAAUGCUAACAUUGACACAGGAUUUUCGGUUGGUAAUCGUGGACGGCCGCCUCUCCUCGUGCUCUGCGUUGCUUCUGAUUGA
This is a messenger RNA of Laetiporus sulphureus 93-53, 2025 nucleotides long. RefSeq lists its product as uncharacterized. The record is from RefSeq and is a predicted model, not a curated record. Gene Ontology annotation, cellular component: plasma membrane. Lineage: Eukaryota; Fungi; Basidiomycota; Agaricomycetes; Polyporales; Laetiporaceae. Bases 1 to 2025 code for a protein of 674 amino acids. The transcript is spliced from 7 exons. Gene Ontology annotation, molecular function: ferric-chelate reductase activity. Gene Ontology annotation, biological process: iron ion transport; intracellular iron ion homeostasis; copper ion import.